This is a messenger RNA of Tilletiopsis washingtonensis, 943 nucleotides long. RefSeq lists its product as hypothetical. Lineage: Eukaryota; Fungi; Basidiomycota; Exobasidiomycetes; Entylomatales. Bases 298 to 828 code for a protein of 176 amino acids. The record is from RefSeq and is a predicted model, not a curated record. The transcript is spliced from 4 exons.
CCAUCCCAUCCCACACCAGCCAUGGCCGAGGACACUGACACGCGCCCGCCGCAGCGAUGUGUUCAACCUGCUCAAGGAGAGCCUCACCACCGACGACGAGCUCGAGCAGUUCGCCGCCAUCGAGCAGCAGCUCGACGCCGCCUCGCACCGCAGGCAGGUCGCACUGCAGGAGGAGACACAGCGCAUCGGCGGUAAGUCGCGCAGCAAUGAGGGCCAGCAGGGCAGCAGGCAGCGUUACAGAUAGGAAUAAGGGGGCGGGGCGAGAGCGAGUACCGAGCACCGGGAUAUGCAGAGCAGAUGGUGCGCGCAGGGCCAGGUAGUGAUGUGACGCAGGACGGUGGCGUCACACUCCUGCUCGACGAGGUGAUACGCGAGUGCACGGAGCUCGACCAUGUGCUAGCGCAGCUGCGCAGCACAACUACGCGGGGCGCCACCGACUGGCGCUCGACGGCGGCGCACGGGCGUGAGAUGGACCGGCUAGAGACGAAGCGCUUCGAGUGUGCCAAGCGCAUCAACGAGCAGGAGCAGCGCCUGCACGGCGUCGAGGUGGAGCUGCGCGCCGCGUGCGAUGCGCAGGAGGAAAUUGUGCGCGCCGAGCCGGUGGUGGUGGAGGAUCUGGACCAGCAGGCACUGAAGCUGCAGAUGAUGCGCAACUUUGGCUUUAUGCCCGCCAAGUCGACGCCCGACCGGCCCGUCUUCGACCUGCUCGACGUCGUCUCGGCCUCGUCGAAGCAGGUCAACACGAUCAAGGUCGACGCCGAGCACCUGCAGCGCUACCGCAUCACGCCGCACUGGGUCGCCAGCCAGCUCUGGGCCGGCGUGCAAUGAGCGCGCCGCAGAUCAGAUGCAGCCUUCUUCUCUCGCCUCCAACUGUACGAUACCCUUCUCGCGACUCUUCGAGUGUACUUUAUCUGUUGUCUAUUGCAGCAGGACAUGCGGUGGG